This is a messenger RNA of Podarcis raffonei (Aeolian wall lizard), 2599 nucleotides long. RefSeq names its product zinc finger protein 345-like. Gene Ontology annotation, molecular function: DNA-binding transcription factor activity, RNA polymerase II-specific; RNA polymerase II cis-regulatory region sequence-specific DNA binding. The transcript is spliced from 4 exons. The record is from RefSeq and is a predicted model, not a curated record. NCBI's taxonomy places the organism in Eukaryota, Metazoa, Chordata, Lepidosauria, Squamata, Lacertidae. Gene Ontology annotation, biological process: regulation of transcription by RNA polymerase II. The coding region runs from base 135 to 2063 and encodes 642 amino acids.
CCCCCCUCCCACAUCCGUUCCUGCAAGAAGAGAGGAGGCUGCUUUCUUCUCUCUCCUUUGCAAAAGCUUCCUUGGUGCCCCUCCUGGAGUCCGGACCCUGCAGCUUCUUUUGGCUCCUUGACUCCUCAGGAAGGAUGAAAGAGACGGAUCCUGUAAACCUAGCGAGGAUGGAAGGAGGAAGAUGGACGGAUGACCUGGUCGGGUUGUCUCCUGCAUCCCUCCCCACAACCUCUGAGCACUCCCUCCCAGGGACCUCCGAGAGAUCUGACAAGGCGUGGACGUUGCUGGAUCCUGACCAGAGAGCUCAGCAUAAAGAAGUCAAGGAGGAGAAUCGUGGGAUCGUGGACUCUCUCAAUGGUGAUGAAUUAGAAGGGAAGAACAAGGGGGAGCACAACAGAAUCCACAUAGUGGAGAAGUCAUAUAAAUAUUCAGAGUGUGCCGAGAACAUCCGUCAAAGCUCCCAGUCCACCUCCUGUCAAAGAAAGAGCUUCAUUCGAAGGAAUAGCCUCACUUCACACGAAAGAACACAGAGUAGGGAGAAACCCUAUCAGUGCAGAGAAUGUGGAAAGAGCUUCAAUCGAAAGGGUCAUCUCACUUUUCAUCAAAGAAUUCACACAGGGGAGAAACCCUAUCAGUGCUUGGAAUGUGGAAAGAGCUUCAGUCAGAGGCACACUCUCACUUCCCAUCAAAGAAUUCAUACAGGGGAGAAACCCUAUCAGUGCUUGGAAUGUGGGAAGAGCUUUCGUCUGAGUGGUGAUCUCACUUCCCAUCAAAGAAUUCACACAGGGGAGAAACCCUUUCAGUGCUUGGAAUGUGGAAAGAGCUUCAGUUACAGCACCAAUCUCACUUCCCAUCAAAGAAUUCAUACAGGGGAGAAACCCUAUCAGUGCUUGGAAUGUGGGAAGAGCUUUCGUCUGAGUGGUGAACUCACUUCCCAUCAAAGAAUUCAUACAGGGGAGAAACCCUAUCAGUGCUUGGAAUGUGGGAAGAGCUUUCGUCUGAGUGGUGAACUCACUUCCCAUCAAAGAAUUCAUACAGGGGAGAAACCCUAUCAGUGCUUGGAAUGUGGGAAGAGCUUUCGUCUGAGUGGUGAACUCACUUCCCAUCAAAGAAUUCAUACAGGGGAGAAACCCUAUCAGUGCUUCGAAUGUGGGAAGAGCUUUCGUCAGAGUGGUCAACUCACUUCACAUCAAAGAAUUCAUACAGGGGAGAAACCCUUUCAGUGCUUGGAAUGUGGGAAGAGCUUCAAUCGAAAGGGUCAUCUCACUUUUCAUCAAAGAAUUCACACAGGGGAGAAACCCUAUCAGUGCUUCGAAUGUGGGAAGAGCUUUCGUCUGAGUUGUGAACUCACUUCCCAUCAAAGAAUUCAUAAAGGAGAGAGACCCUAUCAGUGCUUCGAAUGUGGGAAGAGCUUUCGUCAGAGUGGUCAACUCACUUCACAUCAAAGAAUUCAUACAGGGGAGAAACCCUAUCAGUGCUUGGAAUGUGGGAAAAGCUUCAGUCACAGGGCCCAGCUCACUUCCCAUCAAAUAAUUCAUACAGGGGAGAAACCCUAUCAGUGCAGAGAAUGUGGAAAGAGCUUCAAUCAAAAGGGUCAUCUCACUUUUCAUCAAAGAAUUCACACAGGGGAGAAACCCUAUCAGUGCUUGGAAUGUUUAAAGAGCUUUCAUCUCAGACACAGUCUCACUUCUCAUCAAAGAAUUCACACAGGGGAGAAACCCUAUCAGUGCUUGGAAUGUUUAAAGAGCUUUCGUUUCAGACACAGUCUCACUUCCCAUCAAAGAAUUCAUACAGGGGAGAAACCCUAUCACUGCUUGGAAUGUGGAAAGAGCUUUCGUCAGGGUGGUGAUCUCACUUCCCAUCAAAGAAUUCAUACAGGGGAGAAACCCUAUCAGUGCUUCGAAUGUGGGAAAAGCUUCAGUCAAAGCACCAGUCUCACUUCUCAUCAAAGAAUUCAUACAGGGGAGAAACCCUAUCAGUGCUUCGAAUGUGGGAAAAGCUUCAGCCGUAGCACCAGUCUCACUUCCCAUCAAAGAAUCCACACAAGAGAGAAAACGGUUUAGUGUUUGGAAUGUGUAAAAAGAUUCAUUCAUGACCCACAAAUAUUUCAUACAGGGUUGAAAGCAUAUCAGCACAUGGUAUGUGUUUAAAAUUUCACUUGUUCAAAAGUCAAUUUAAGAUCUUCCACCAGGGUGAAGUAUAGAAUUAUAGAUUCAGAAUCUAGUCCAACCCCCUCCAGAAAUCUCAUUUCAAGCAUCCAUGACAGAUGGCCAUCCAACUUCUUCUUAAAACCCCCCAAUGAAGAUCCAACCCCUUCAGAGAGAGUUCCUUUUCACUGUCAGCUCUUACAAUUAGAGAGAAAAUAUAAAAAAGACUUUGGAGAAGACUUCCGGUGUGAUGGCCUAUGGUGUUUGGCUGCUUUCCCAGGACACCGGACCCCAGUCGUGCAAUUAAACAAGGUGAAUCUGGAGGUAAUUAUCCCUGUUGAACCCCGCAGGGAUGGGCUGGACGUGCCUUCACCCGCACGUCAUCCGAUAUCUGCCGCUCGCUACAGUGGAGGCAGGGGCGCUGGGUGUAUAGCAUUGCACGAAUUGGACAC